Plasmodium knowlesi strain H is the source of this 2628-nucleotide messenger RNA. RefSeq names its product DNA helicase, putative. Gene Ontology annotation, cellular component: nuclear replication fork. Gene Ontology annotation, molecular function: ATP-dependent chromatin remodeler activity; ATP binding. Lineage: Eukaryota; Apicomplexa; Aconoidasida; Haemosporida; Plasmodiidae. Bases 1 to 2628 code for a protein of 875 amino acids. The record is from RefSeq and is a predicted model, not a curated record. The transcript has a single exon. Gene Ontology annotation, biological process: replication fork processing; DNA repair.
AUGGGGACCUUCAAUUUUGGUAAGCAUAACGGGAAGACCUACGAGGAGGUAUUUGAGAAGGAUAAAUCCUACGUGACAUGGGUGAAGAACCUAGAGACACCCACAGGGUCACUAAUCCACUUUAAGGAAUAUGUCUUAGAGAGGGAAAAGGAGGAACAAGGGCGGCAGGUGCCGUCCCCAGGGCAUCUUGGCCAUCAUAACACCUUGGGUAGAAAAUCCAAUGGGAACUGGUCGCGUGGCCAGGGAUGGGAAGGUGCCAGCUGUAAUGGACGCCGCGAAAGUGGAGGAGCGGACACCUACCGAAGUAGAAGCUCGUUUGAUCAAAGUCCCAGUGCAGUGCUAAAAGGGAUGGAUACUCCCAAAGGAAGUUACAAAAAUGAAGGAUAUCAGAAAACAGAUAAAUCAGUGAACAAAAUGAAUAGCAGAGAAUAUAAAAUGUAUGAACAAGGCAUAAUGAAUGAAAUAAACAAAAGCUAUAAUAAAAGUGAAAAGGGAGAAAAAGUCGAAUUUGACAUCAUAGUGGCGUUUGAAAUUUUCAGCGUUGAUACAUUUAAGAUUGUGCAAAUGGAUAAUAACAGCACUGGAAGUGGUAGGAAAUAUGCUAGCUUUAAAAACUACCUCCCAAAAGAGCUCUUCAAAAUAUUGUCCGAAUUUAAUCCAACAUUAAAGAAAUUGAACAACUACUCCUGCACCACAUUCGAAGCAGACAAGUACGAAUACGUGUUGUCCAAUUUGAAGGAGAAGUGUACCAUCUUGGGAGGUGUACAGAGCAUCCCCAAUUUCCUUCUAAAGUGUUUCAAGCUGUAUAGCCGAUUUUCAGAGCCGCAAAAGGUUUCCGAAAUGACUGCUAAUAUUCUAACGAAUACUUUAUGUCCAUACACGGAAAAAAAUUAUGACAAAAUGGAUAUCCUUGUGGGAGAAAAACUAAGUGCAGAAUUAAAAAAUUUUCAAAGGGAGGGAGUUUAUUUUGGUUUAAAAAAAAAUGGGCGCGUGUUAAUAGGUGAUGAAAUGGGAUUGGGAAAAACGUUACAAGCUUUAGCUCUCAUGGCAUUUUAUCAAGAAGAUUGGCCAUUCAUUGUUGUUUGUCCAUCGUCCAUUCGGUUUCAGUGGAAAGACCAGGCACUACGAUGGUUAUCUCACCUAUUGUCGGAAAAUGAAAUAUGUGUUGUGAAGAGCGGAAAAACAGACAUCCCCAGAAAUUGCAAAAUGAUCAUAAUUUCCUAUGAAUUAAUGACAAAAAAUGAUAAGUAUCAGAAUAAGUACAAAUCCAUCGUGUGUGAUGAAUCCCACUAUUUGAAAAACUCCUUUUCAAAGAGAACAAAAGCAAUCACCCCCAUUAUAAGGAGUGCCAAGAGGUGUGUCCUGCUAUCAGGUACCCCAGCUUUAAACAAACCAUCCGAAUUGUACGAACAGGUGUCUAGUAUUAUUCCUGAUCUUUUUAAUUACAAUGAGUUCUGUGAAAGAUAUUGUUUUAGGGACAAAAAUAUGUACACGAGAAAGUUCGAAUAUGUUGGAUGCAAACACACAGAGGAGUUACACCUAUUUCUGACAAACACAAUUAUGAUAAGGAGAUUAAAAAAAGAUGUUUUGAAGGAACUGCCUGAAAAACUCAGAUCAAAAAUUCCUGUGGAAAUACCUCCAAAGGAAUUAAGCGAAAUUCUUACCUACCAAAGAAUGUUAGAAGGCAAAAAGAAUAUUAACCUUGAAGACGAUUUGGACGGUUUUCCACUGACAGGUGGGGCUAAUGAGUACGGGUAUGGCCGAACCAAUAUUGACACGCCCAAUCGGAUUGACGAAGAAAAUGUCUCCAUUUCACACCUAUUCAAAAUAACGGGUUAUGCAAAAGUGAAAGCUAUAAAGGAAUACAUCACCUACCUUAUCGAUGCGGACAUCAAGUUCCUUCUCUUCUGUCACCACAAAUUAGUGAUGGAUGAAAUUGACAAAUUUCUUACAGAGAAAAAAUGCAUGUUUAUACGAAUAGAUGGAUUAACACCCAUUGAUAAGAGAGAACUAUACAUUAAGAGUUUCCAAAAUGAUGACAAAAUAAAAAUUGCGUUAUUGUCACUGACUGCCUGUGGAUUAGGGUUAAACCUAACAGCUGCGAAUACAGUAGUUUUUGGAGAGUUGUACUGGGUACCUGGACAAAUAAUACAAGCAGAAGAUCGAGCACACAGAAUUGGUACUACCCAUGAAGUUAUCAACAUCCAUUAUUUAAUUGCACAAAAAACCAUUGAUGAAACUGUUUGGAGAAUCAUUAACAGAAAGUGGAACACGCUUACUACAGCCUUAAAUGGAAUGGAAGACUCAUUAAAUGUGAAGGAGGUAAAUAAGUUCGACAGAUUUAUGUUAGACCUAACGAACGAUGCAAAUAAAUCCUAUCCCACGUCGUUGGUCACAACCCCUAAAGUUAGGAGGAAGUCAUUCGAACAUAAUAAACCUUUUGAAGGAGCCAGUAGUAACACCAAACGGGAGAGAGACAUACGCGAUUUCUUCAAGCCGAGUGAGAGGUCCGCCGAAAAGUCCGAUUGUGUUAAAAAGAGGUCAUACGACACUCCAACGAAAGAUUUCUCUUCGGACAAUGCAUCUCCAAAUAUUUUCAGCAAGCGGUACAAAACGGAGUUACACUAG